This is a messenger RNA of Entamoeba nuttalli P19, 1173 nucleotides long. RefSeq lists its product as hypothetical. The record is from RefSeq and is a predicted model, not a curated record. NCBI's taxonomy places the organism in Eukaryota, Evosea, Mastigamoebida, Endamoebidae. The coding region runs from base 1 to 1173 and encodes 390 amino acids. The transcript is spliced from 3 exons.
AUGGAUAUUACUAAAGAGUUCCACAAAGUGGCAUUUGAUUGUUUUAAAGAAGGACAUAAAGAAAGUAAUGAAAAUGAAUUAAAAGUUAUAUUUGAAAAAGAGUGUAUUUACAAACAAGAAACAAAGGAUAGUUUCAAUGAAAUUAUCAAAAAUAUUGAAAUGGAAAUUGACAAGAAAAUAGAAAUGGAAAACCAAAUAAUUCUUGACAUGGUAACAGGGUCGGUUGAUAUCAACACAUUCUCAGAACAACAAUCACUUGGAGAACAACUUACACAAUGGUCUAAGCAAAUGAAUGAAAAAAUUAUUUCUUCUUUUGAAACUUACAAAAAUAAUAACAAAAAUAAAGUCUUCAAUAUCAAACAUUACACUAUUGUUAUAGACCAACUCAAAGACAAAAUUCAGAAACUUCAAAAGAAAAAUAACAACCAAAUGAAAGUGAUUUGGAACAUUCUUAAUAUGAACAGUGAAUUACUCUUCCAGUUACAUCCAGAGUUAUUGAAUAAUGAAAAGACACAUGUUGAAGAUAAUAAAAAAGACAAACAAGAAGAGAGCAUAAAUGAACCAGAAAUUAUAGAAGAACAAAAAAGAAAUAAUAAAUCAGUUACACAUGAGCAGACAGUUGAAGACACACCAGUCAAGCUGAACGAAUCAAUUUUUGAUGAUUUUGAUAGUGAUGAAGAUCAAACACCUUCAAAAGAAGAACAACCAGAGUUAAUAAUAACAGAAAAAAAACAAAUACCUCAAAAACAAAAAACAGAACAUAGUCUAAACAAAAUUGUUCCAGUUCAAGGCGAGAAAAUAACAGAUGUUGAUUUUGAUAAUGCAUGGGAAAACAAUGAAGAGGAAAAAGAAGAAAUUGAUGAAGAAGAAGAACGAUUAUUAAAACAAACGGAAAAUCGAAUGGAUGAUGUAUAUAAAGUGAUUAUUGAAAAAAUUGAAAAUAUCAAUGAUUUAAAUACAAAGAUUGGAGAAAUGGCAAUUAUUCAGCUAGAAAGUACUCAACACAUUGUUGAUGCUGUAGAAGAAGCACAAGUUUGUUUAGUUGCAGGAAAUAAAGCGUUAGAAGAAGCACAUCAGUCUAUGAAAAGUUGGUGGACACCAAAGAAAAUUGCAGGAAUGAUGUUUUAUAUUGCAGGUCUAAUGUUAUUAAUAAGUCAUUUAACAAGUAAAUGA